AGUCCCUCGCUGGAAGAAGAGGUUACGUUCGCGUGCAUCCGACACGCGUCAGACGUGAUAACAUGGGGUGUGACUUGUCAGCGGGUACUCGUGGAAAUGAUGUCGCGACCUUGAAGGACGAUCCUGUCAAUCGAGACGUCAGCCUGGGGCUUCCGCGCUCGACGUAAUCGUUGGCUGUCUUCGACGAGGAAGGUUCCCCCCCUGGAACGUGUCACGAGCGAACAUGUGGGUGUUUGGUUAUGGCUCCCUGAUAUGGAAGGCCGACUUCCCCUACGAGAAGAAGCUCGUCGGCCACAUCAAGGGAUACGUCAGGCGAUUCUACCAGAAGAGCACCGAUCACAGAGGGGUGCCUAACAGGCCUGGACGUGUAGUGACGCUGCUCGCCUCUAGUGAUCCCAACGACGAGGUAUGGGGACUGGCGUACAAGAUAUCCAGCGAGAACAUAGACAAUGUGGUGAAUCACCUGGAUUUUCGAGAGAAGGGUGGAUAUAAGAAGAAAACCGUCCUUUUUUAUCCCUGCAAUUUCUCCAAAUCUGUCCAGAGCACCUCGAACGCCAAUGUCUUCUCGAGUGAUCUCACGCAGACGAGCAUAUCGACAGCUUCUUUGUCCAUCGCUGUGGAUGAAGCACCAUUCUACCUCACUAUUUACAUAGGUGAAGAAGAUAAUCCAAACUUUGCCGGUACAGAAAAUAUAGAUAUCAUUGCGAGCCAUAUCCUCGUUUCACGAGGUAUCAGCGGCUCUAACACGGAAUAUCUCUACAAACUGGCAUCUGCGAUGCGUACAAUAGCUCCUGGUGUACAAGACGAGCAUCUGUUUGCUUUGGAAAGAGCCGUGAAACAGCUGGAGGAGGAGAGAGAUAAUGAAUUGGAUCAAUUUUCUUAAAAAUUUAUGAUAACAAGUGUAAACCGGUGCAUCGCAAAAUAUAGGAAAAUAUGGUCAAUUGCAUCAUUAAUCAAUUUUUUGCAAGACCAUUUAAUUUAAUUUAUUCUUUUUUCUUUAGCUAAUGUAGAGAAUGUUUAUGGUUAAGAUUAUAUUUAUGUAACAAUUGUAUAUUAGUUAUUCUUUCGCUGUGGCCCAAGAUUAAAGGUAGUUGUAAUUAUAAUUAAUCGAUUGUUGGUGCAAUUGGUCCAGAAAUAAAAGGAAAAUGAAAGACGUUGCAGCAAUUAGGAAAAUUUAUAUUUCCACGAGGGUUGCAGAAAAGAGCAUUCAUUAUAAUCAACGAUGAAGAAUAAAUUAUCUUAUUUAUUAGCAAAAUAAA
Messenger RNA from Camponotus floridanus (Florida carpenter ant), 1259 nucleotides. Its product is annotated as putative glutathione-specific gamma-glutamylcyclotransferase 2. Lineage: Eukaryota; Metazoa; Arthropoda; Insecta; Hymenoptera; Formicidae. The transcript has 2 exons. Bases 224 to 883 code for a protein of 219 amino acids. The record is from RefSeq and is a predicted model, not a curated record. Gene Ontology annotation, molecular function: gamma-glutamylcyclotransferase activity; glutathione specific gamma-glutamylcyclotransferase activity. Gene Ontology annotation, cellular component: cytoplasm. Gene Ontology annotation, biological process: glutathione catabolic process.